CGACUAAUCGAAAUCGAAUUUUAGUUCCCUAUGUCCAAUAAAAAUAAAUGAAAUAUAUAUAAAUACGCAAUUUUUAUGUUUAUAUUUUCAUAUAAACUUGUUCUAAUCAUUAUUUGAUAAUGCUGAGUGAUAAAGCUAUAAAACUUCUAGUAAUUGGAGAAAGUGGAGUGGGGAAAUCAAGUCUUAUACGCCGCUUUGUGGAAAACAAAUUCGAUGAAAGCCAUGAUGUCACCAUUGGUAUGGACUUCAAGAGCAAAGUCAUGAAUAUCGAUGGCGUUGAUUAUAAACUGGCGCUUUGGGAUACAGCCGGUGCGGAAAGAUUUCGCAGUUUAACUCCCAGCUUCUACCGCAAAGCACUGGGAGCAAUUUUGGUGUAUGACAUUAAAAACCGCGAAUCACUGGUAAAACUGGAGGCAUGGUUCACAGAACUGGAAAACUAUAGUGAUAAUCCAAAUAUAUCAACAAUUGUGGUGGGCAACAAAAUAGAUGACGAGCGCGUUGUUAGUCGAGAGGAAGGUUUAAAAUUUGCUCGUAAACAUCGUUCUUUGUUUUUGGAAACUUCGGCAAAAAAUGAUAAAUUUGUGGCUGAUGUGUUUAGAGAUAUUGUGGAAAAGAUUGUAUCAUCGGAACAUUUUGAACAGCUAAAUAAUGGAGAUAGAAUUGAGGUUCGUUCAGAUGAUGACGAUGCUGCCGCCUCGUAUUGUAGAUGUUGAUCAUUAUCUAGAAAUGGUUGUAUGUUUGCAUUUGUUUCUGUCACUCUUCUGUAUGUAUGUGAUGCAAUAUUGAAGAAAUACUUAUUAAUCAUUUUUACCAUGUUUAUGUUAUAGUUAUAUAAACUUUUCUUUUUGGUAAGGUAUUGAUAGAAAAAUCUAGUAUUUAUUAUGUAAUCUGUGUACCAACAGUAAAUCUCUAUAUCAUAAGAUAAUAAAUAAACUUAACAUGUGUAGGUUUCUACCGAGUUGCUAGA
This is a messenger RNA of Stomoxys calcitrans (stable fly), 967 nucleotides long. RefSeq names its product ras-related protein Rab-18 (gene Rab18). The coding region runs from base 120 to 713 and encodes 197 amino acids. The transcript is spliced from 3 exons. The record is from RefSeq and is a predicted model, not a curated record. NCBI's taxonomy places the organism in Eukaryota, Metazoa, Arthropoda, Insecta, Diptera, Muscidae. Gene Ontology annotation, molecular function: GTPase activity; GTP binding.